ACCGGGGGCAGGACUUCUAUCCAAGUCGGAGUAGAGGAAGCCAAAGUACUGGAGAAUAGGCAGCGCAUACACCUACAGGCCGUACUCACAAUUAUCUCCACCGUCUGAGAGUUUAUCGGCAGAGAAAAUGAUCAAGUGCGUGCAGGGGAUGCUGUAUCUGUCGGUUCUGGUGGCGUUCGCCGCCUGCAACGCUCCUCCGGUACCGUUAGACGACAUCUUCAUUGAGAAAACUUUCGUGCCAGAGCAGUGUGUGCGCGCAGUCAAAGUAGGGGAUUAUGUCAGAUAUCACUACAUUGGCACGUUUCCGGACGGCAAGAAGUUCGACUCCAGUUACGACCGUGGCAGCACCUACAAUGUGUUUGUUGGUAAGAAGCAGCUGAUCCAAGGGAUGGACAAAGCUCUGGUGGGGAUGUGUGUCAACGAGAGAAGUCUGGUCAAGAUCCCACCUCACCUUGCCUACGGAAAACAGGGAUAUGGUGACAUCAUCCCUCCUGACUCCAUCCUCCACUUUGACGUGCUGCUGCUCGAUGUGUGGAACCCGGAAGACGGCGUCCAGACCAACACCUACCACACGCCCUCCAUCUGCUCCAGAAAGGUGGAGGUGUCCGACUACAUUCGCUACCACUAUAAUGGCACCUUGUUGGACGGGACGCUGUUUGAUUCCAGCCACACCCGUAUGCGUACCUAUGACACUUAUGUUGGGAUUGGGUGGCUAAUCGCUGGUAUGGAUCAGGGCCUUCUGGGAAUGUGUGUUGGAGAGAGACGCAUCAUCACUAUGCCACCCUCACUUGGAUAUGGAGAGAAUGGAGAUGGUAGUGACAUCCCAGGACAGGCGUCUCUGGUGUUUGAUGUUGUACUUCUGGACCUCCAUAACCCCAGAGAUGGGAUCACAGUGACCAAUCAGAAGGUGCCUGAGUCCUGCACGAGGAAGACCAUCUCUGGAGACUUUGUACGCUACCACUACAAUGGCAGCCUGCUCGACGGAACAUUUUUUGAUUCCAGCUACUCUCGUAAUCGUACCUAUGACACCUAUGUGGGUCGAGGCUACGUGAUUGCUGGCAUGGACGAGGGUCUGAUUGGAGUCUGUGUCGGAGAGAAACGCACCAUCACCAUCCCCCCACAUCUCGCCUAUGGAGAGGAGGGCACAGGCUCUAAGAUCCCUGGUUCAGCUGUGCUGGUCUUUGACAUUCACAUCAUCGACUUCCACAACCCAUCAGACAGCACUGAGGUCACUGUCACUUACAAGCCAGAAGAGUGUGAUAAGCAAACCAAGAAGGGAGACUUUAUCAAAUAUCACUAUAAUGCCUCUCUGAUGGACGGCACGUCCAUCGACUCCACGUAUAAUUAUGGAAAGACAUACAACAUCGUCCUGGGAGCCAACCAGGUCGUCCCAGGGAUGGAGGACGGACUGAUGGACAUGUGUGUGGGAGAGAAAAGGCACCUUGUUAUUCCUCCUCAUCUGGGUUAUGGGGAGAGAGGAGUCACUGACGAAGUUCCAGGGAGCGCUGUGCUGGUGUUUGACAUCGACCUAGUAGACAUGGAGGAAGGCCUUCCUGAAGGCUACAUGUUCAUCUGGAACGACGAUGUGUCACCUGACCUCUUUGCUGAGAUGGACAAAGACAAGAACGAGCAAGUGGAGCCCUCUGAGUUUACUGACUACAUCCUGCGGCAGGUGAAUGAGGGCAAAGGCCGCUUGGCUCCUGGCUUCGAUCCUUAUCGCAUCAUUGACAACAUGUUCUCCAACCAGGACCGGGAUGGAGACGGAAAGAUCACAGAGGCAGAGUUCAAACUUAAAGCAGAUGAAGCCGCCCCCCAUGACGAACUAUGACGGGACUGAGUGUAAAACUCAGGUGUAUGCUGAAGGGUCAGACAGUGGGGGGUGAUAUUACAUAUGUGGGUGGUAGCGUAGAAAAAUAUUGGGUUGUAUGGGUAAAGUAAGCAAGUGUGAAGUAAGAAAUGUGCUGAGAGAUUUUGUUUAUUUUAUUUUGAAGACUCAGAUGAUGGUCAAAGGGCGUCUUGUCCUUUGAGAGCCAAAUGAGUCUGAGAAGAAAGGAGGAGGAUUUAGGAAUGAGAAGAUUUUGAGAAAUAAAUAUUGGAAAGAAGACAAAUAAUUUGAGGACUAUAAUGACAGUGAAUGACUUUUUUUUACCUCUUCUCCCAUCAAGUUCUUGUCUUGUUUUAUGUGACAUUUUUUUCAUUUUGAAGGGUACAAAAGCACUCAUGUGUGAGAGAACAAUCCAAGGCCUCACUCCACGAUCUCUACAUUCAACACUCCUUCAUGACUUUUAUUGUUGUUAACAUUUUGUGGUUGUGCGUGAAACUUGGUUUUCUUUUUACUGGGUAUCAGCUUGUCUCUGAAAUAUCUGACAGUCUUCCAUGGAGCAAUGAGUCGGUCAUCAAUCACUGUAAUAUACUGUGAUGGAGAAAAGUUACAUUUUGCGUUACCACUCAUUUAUCAAUGAAAGUAGGUGAUCAUUUUAAGUGAGAGGUUUAAGUUAGAAUAAUGUUUUAUUUACAUAGUUUACAGCUGACACCUUCCACUGUUUUACAUUUAAAUGUCAGGAUGACUUUUCUGCUGUUCAAAUCAUCUGAAAUAACACUGAAAAGGCCCCAGAUGUUGUUGGGGCUUUCCAGUCUUUCAAUCACUUUUGGUCAACUAGUUGUUGCAUCGCUUGUUUUUGUCAAAUGUCAACACCUAAUUGCAAUUUAAGAAUUUGUGUGAGUGUGUGUGUUUGAGAGAGAGUGAGAAAUGUGUGUGUGAAUGUUGUUUUUGUUUUACUUUUUCAUUAAGGAGAAUACUGAGGCUUGAUGACAAUGUCAACACAAAGUUUAAUUUGAUUAAAUGACCUGACCUAAAUAUA
Siniperca chuatsi (mandarin fish) is the source of this 2861-nucleotide messenger RNA. It is a transcript of the gene fkbp9, whose product is annotated as FKBP prolyl isomerase 9. The coding region runs from base 128 to 1828 and encodes 566 amino acids. The record is from RefSeq and is a predicted model, not a curated record. Gene Ontology annotation, molecular function: calcium ion binding; peptidyl-prolyl cis-trans isomerase activity. The transcript is spliced from 10 exons. Lineage: Eukaryota; Metazoa; Chordata; Actinopteri; Centrarchiformes; Sinipercidae.